Molecule: messenger RNA, 1303 nt
Organism: Girardinichthys multiradiatus
Lineage: Eukaryota; Metazoa; Chordata; Actinopteri; Cyprinodontiformes; Goodeidae
Product: serine/threonine-protein kinase 19-like
Exons: 7
Coding region: 242-1006 (254 amino acids)
Biological process (GO): protein phosphorylation; positive regulation of Ras protein signal transduction
Molecular function (GO): protein serine/threonine kinase activity
Source: RefSeq, a predicted model, not a curated record
UUUAAAUUUGGUUUACUUAAUGGAUUUAUGAACAACGGUAAGGUUCUUUAACAUGGUAAAUUGCGAGAAUGGGCCUUCACUCUAUACAAUAAUUAAAAGGUGACGGUUUUAGGUAGCUUAGCAAAAACGUUUGCUCUUGAAUUAGCGCCGCUAAUAUUGUUAGCUUGGCUAACGUUAAUCUUUAGAAAAAACCGUAGUUCUUACAAACACAUCUAGUAGGUCGUAUCUGGGGUAAGAAGAUAUGAACAGAAAACGGGCUCUGAUUUCCGACGCUUUCAAAGUAAAGAAAAAGAGAAAUGGCACAGAAACGUUUGGGGCUGUUGACGAAGCAGGUGCACCAGCUGACAUGAAAUCUACCUUGGAGCACCUAAUGACACUAUUUCCCAGGAAGCUCUUUAACGACACCUUGCCUCCAAUUGUACUGAAGCACCAGCUGUACAGCAUACACGAUGACAAGACCCUGGUGGAUAAGGAAGUGAAAAAACUCCAGGAGAGCGGGGAGCUGCUGAUGUUCCAGCUCGGGUUUGACUCUGAAGCGUUCGGGCUGGUUUUUGCAUCAGACUACAAGGCCAAAGUUCUGGCUGGCGAAGAGGGGAAAGUAACGCAAACAACUGUUGACAAGUUCUUGGAGAAAGUGGUGUCCUCCUGCCCAGAUCUUAGCUUCAGCAAAGACAAGAUGCUGAAAGAGUUUCUCUUCACAGACUCGGAGAUAACGCAGUUGGUGAAGUCAGGGGUUCUGACCGUGAGGGAUGCCGGCAGCUGGUGGCUUUCCAUUCCCAACUCUGGCAAAUUCACAAAGUAUUUUAUUCAAGGCCGUAAAGUGGUGCUUGGCAUGGUGAAGAAGUCCAAAUAUAGCAAAGUGUUACGAGCCGAUUUAGAGGAGCGACGCACAACCUCACAAGUGAAAUUUCCUAUAAAAUACCAUGUCCAUGACAUUGUUGGGGCAGAAUUGGUAGAAAGCAUACCUACAACUUCAGGGACUUUGUUGCGAUUUACAGAUUCCUGAGCUGCUACCAGGCAGCUAGUGAGCUUCUGAAGAUGAGAAAUGUGAAAAAAUGACCUUACAGGCUGAAAGCCUUUGAAUCAACUUUUCAUUCGGAGAUGUAAAGUUUGUGCCAUAGGCAUUACCGACCCUAAGUGGGGUUAAUAAAUUGCACAUUUAAUUGACAUGACAUUGUUGAAUGUUGGUAAUAAAAAUGACUUUAGACUUAUAAUUUCUAAGCUGUAAGAGUUGCAUAAGAAGUAGGAAUGGUGUCAAAUGUAUUUGUUUAUGAUUCAAAAAUAAAAUCAAGCAUGUCAUCUU